AUGGCCUCUGCAGGUCUCCAACUUCUUGCUUUCGUGCUGGCUUUAUCUGGAGUCUCUGGUGUGCUCACAGCGACUUUGCUGCCCAGCUGGAAGGUGACCGUGGAUGGGGGUGCCAACAUCAUCACAGCCAUCAUCCAGCUCCAGGGGCUGUGGAUGGACUGCACGUGGUACAGCACUGGGAUGUUCAGCUGCACCCUCAAGUACUCCACGCUGUCGCUCCCCGCCCAUGUGCAGGUGGCACGGGCCACGAUGGUGCUGGCCUGUGUGCUGUCUGCUCUAGGUGUCUGCGCUUCUGCCGUGGGAAUGAAAUGUACUAGAUUAGGAGGGACCAGAGAAACCAAGGCUCAGUCUUCUGUGGCUGGAGGAGUCUGCUUCCUGGCUGCAGGGAUCGCUGGCCUGAUACCAACAGUGUGGUACACAAAGGAGAUCAUAGCUGACUUCUGGGACCUGACAGUUCCAGAAAGCAACAAACUUGAGCCUGGAGGGGCUGUCUACAUUGGAUUUAUUUCAGCCAUCCUGCUGUUUAUCUCUGGUCUGAUUUUCUGCACUUCCUGUGUGAAAAAUAAUCCAGAAGCUUGGCUCCAUCCACCCAAGCAGCAACCUAUCUCCACCAAACAGCCAGAGGGCAAUUCAGUAUACAAUCUGAAGGAUUACGUGUGA
Messenger RNA from Condylura cristata (star-nosed mole), 660 nucleotides. RefSeq names its product claudin 20 (gene CLDN20). Gene Ontology annotation, cellular component: bicellular tight junction; plasma membrane. Lineage: Eukaryota; Metazoa; Chordata; Mammalia; Eulipotyphla; Talpidae. Gene Ontology annotation, molecular function: structural molecule activity. The record is from RefSeq and is a predicted model, not a curated record. The transcript has a single exon. The coding region runs from base 1 to 660 and encodes 219 amino acids. Gene Ontology annotation, biological process: cell adhesion; bicellular tight junction assembly.